UUAAAAAUCGGCCAAUGGAAUAGAAGAGAACAAAGUUUGCUAAUUUUUUUUCUUUAUUAAAAUUAACAAUAUACGUCCACCAAGAAUGCAAUAAAUAUCGAGCUCACUAAAUCGUGCGCACUACAUUCGCUGGUGUACACCAAUAUUGUCGUAUUUCAUUUUAUACCUGCUUCGACUUGCUUGGCCCUCUUGCCAAACCGUCGUAGCAGUUCUAUUAAUGGUGCUUUCUCAAUUAUCCAGAUCUUUACGAUAGUUUUUCCAUAGAAAAACUAAAAGUAGAAAAUGGCUGUGGCUACUAGAACAUUUUCAAAAUUCGCAAUUGGAAAUUGCAAAAGAAUAUUACAUUCUCAAAUAAGAUUCAAUUACCAAGACACUAGGCAGAAUUUAAAAAUUGACUGUAAUACAAAAUUAAUAUGUCAAGGAUUUACUGGCAAACAAGGUACAUUUCAUUGCCAGCAAGCUCUGGAAUAUGGUACAAAAGUAGUAGGUGGAGUUAAUCCAAAGAAAGCAGGUACAGAACAUCUUGGAAAGCCUGUAUUCAAAAAUGUGAAAGAGGCUAAAGAUGCAACAGGAGCUACAGCAUCUGUAAUUUAUGUUCCUCCACCGGGUGCUGCUGCAGCUAUUAUGGAAGCAAUGGAUGCAGAAAUGCCCUUAAUUGUCUGUAUUACAGAAGGUAUUCCUCAACAUGACAUGGUCAAAGUAAAGCGACGAUUACUUGAACAAAAUAAAUCGAGAUUAAUUGGACCUAAUUGUCCUGGUAUCAUAGCUCCUGAACAGUGCAAAAUUGGAAUUAUGCCAGGACAUAUACAUCAAAAAGGAAAAAUUGGUAUUGUUUCAAGAUCAGGAACAUUAACAUAUGAAGCUGUAAAUCAGACAACUAUUGCUGGUCUUGGGCAGACUUUAUGCAUUGGAAUUGGUGGAGAUCCAUUUAAUGGGACAGACUUUAUAGAUUGUUUGGAAGUAUUCCUUAAAGAUCCAGACUGCGAAGGAAUCAUCAUGAUUGGUGAAAUUGGUGGAAGCGCAGAAGAAUUAGCGGCAGAAUACCUCAUUGAAAACAAUACUGGUUGUAAAGCUAAACCAGUAGUUUCAUUUAUUGCUGGUCUCACUGCUCCUCCAGGUAGAAGAAUGGGUCAUGCAGGAGCUAUUAUUUCAGGAGGAAAAGGAGGUGCUCAAGAUAAGAUCAAUGCCCUUGAAAAGGCUGGUGUAAUAGUAACAAGGAGUCCUGCACAAAUGGGUAAUGAAUUAUUGAAUGAAAUGACUCGUCUUGGUCUGGUCUGUAAUUAAAUGAUAUUUCAUUAACUCAAUGUAGUUUAUUUCUGCAUAUUCGUGUAUCUUUAUGAAAUAAAUUGAAAAUGUAAUACCUGUUGUGAUUGAGAAACACAACAGCUUGAAGCAUCUAGAUAUAAAAGUUGCUUAUCCUACAGCUGAUUAUACAAUGUUUCAUGAAAAUUCAUCAAUGAUAUUUGUCUAAUAAAUGUAAAAAUGAUAAUAUAAAUGAUAACAUAAGUAAUAUAUGCAAAUAUUUGUUAGUGAA
Vespa mandarinia (Asian giant hornet) is the source of this 1534-nucleotide messenger RNA. It is a transcript of the gene Scsalpha1, whose product is annotated as Succinyl-coenzyme A synthetase alpha subunit 1. NCBI's taxonomy places the organism in Eukaryota, Metazoa, Arthropoda, Insecta, Hymenoptera, Vespidae. Gene Ontology annotation, cellular component: mitochondrion; succinate-CoA ligase complex (ADP-forming). The record is from RefSeq and is a predicted model, not a curated record. Gene Ontology annotation, molecular function: succinate-CoA ligase (ADP-forming) activity; succinate-CoA ligase (GDP-forming) activity. Gene Ontology annotation, biological process: tricarboxylic acid cycle.